Molecule: messenger RNA, 1388 nt
Organism: Culex pipiens pallens (northern house mosquito)
Lineage: Eukaryota; Metazoa; Arthropoda; Insecta; Diptera; Culicidae
Product: gamma-glutamyl hydrolase-like
Exons: 5
Coding region: 64-1350 (428 amino acids)
Biological process (GO): tetrahydrofolylpolyglutamate metabolic process
Cellular component (GO): vacuole
Molecular function (GO): gamma-glutamyl-peptidase activity
Source: RefSeq, a predicted model, not a curated record
AACUGACUCAUCACAUUUAAAUUGAUAAUUGCUGAUAGGCAGCAACGACAGCAAGAAUUGACAAUGGUCCAGCAGCAAAUAAAUUGCCACUCUCUCGCCGUCAGUAUCAGUUGGACGGUGUGUUCGCGAGCACAUGCCUGCAGUUCUGUCAUCAUCAUGGCGCCAAGUACCGUACUAUUCACGGUGAGUCUCGUGCUGGUGACGAUCGUGGGAACCCCCGAACGGUUGUUCGUAGAAAGUGCCACCGUCAUAAGCUCCGAGGAUCACCGAAGUCGCGUUGGGUCGUCGUCGUCGUCACAGCUAAACGAGGAGCCAAUCAUCGGCGUGCUUGCCCAGGAAAUGUCCUACAGCUUGGCAGAAAAGUACGAGGAGAACUACGAAAGUUACAUCGCCGCGAGCUACGUCAAGUUUGUCGAGGGAGCCGGCGCGCGAGUGGUUCCCAUUUGGAUCAACAAAACCCGCGACUACUACGAGGCCCUCCUUCCCAAGCUGAACGGCGCCCUGUUCCCUGGUGGCGCCACCUGGUUCAACCAAUCCAACGGGUACGCCGAAGCGGGUCGCCACAUUUACGACGUCGCGGUGGAACUGAACGCCCAAGGGGUGUACUUCCCGGUGUGGGGCACCUGCCUGGGCUUCGAACUGCUCACGUAUCUGGCCGCAGACGGAAACGAACACCGGGCGCACUGCAGUUCCAACAACCAGGGGCUGCACCUGGACUUUACGGCGGAUUUCCGGACCAGCCGACUGUUUGCGAAAGCCCCCGAAGAUGUGGUGCAAAUCUUGGCUAACGAACCGGUUACGGCGAAUUUCCAUCAGUUUUGCACGACGGAGCAGAACUUUACCGAGUACGGGCUGGACCGCGAGUGGCGCGUCAUGUCCACCAACAAGGACUGGAACGGGCUCGAGUUUAUCUCCACCAUUGAGCACAAGACAUUACCCUUUUACGGUGUCCAAUUUCACCCGGAGAAAAACCUCUACGAGUGGGUCCGCGGCAAGAACAUUUCGCACAGCCCUAACGCCAUCCGGGCCGCGCAGUACUUUGCCGAUUUUUUCGUCAACGAGGCUCGCCAAAAUGGGCAACACUUUGCCAGUGAGGUCGACAUCGAUAAGCACGUGAUUUACAACUUUCCGGCGACUUUCACGGGACUGAAACGAUCGGCGUUCGAGCAGUGCUACCUGUUCGAGGCCAAUGUCGACUAUUUGGACGAACUUCCGCCGGUGUACCCGCCGAGGGUGGCUGCUGCAAAGAAAGGUACCGUUAAGAAGUUGGCCACAGCUCAACACUCCAACAAACGGAGAAAGAAUAAGUGCAAUAAGUCGGACAACUCCAACAGAUGUUCUGGGAUAUAAGCAUAUGAAAAUAAAACAUAUAAGCAUUGGAAAGUGUU